Molecule: messenger RNA, 1618 nt
Organism: Diabrotica balteata
Lineage: Eukaryota; Metazoa; Arthropoda; Insecta; Coleoptera; Chrysomelidae
Source: the annotation of a GenBank genome assembly
UUAUAUUUAAAUUGUUUUUAUUUGGUUUAUGAUUUUUUACAAUAUAAUAUACAAUUAUUUAAUAUAUAAUAUAAUAUACACAUUGAAAAAUAUGAACUUUACUUGUGUUAUUUGUAGUGAACUGUUCAUUACGGGAGCUGACAUUUAUUUUACACAAUGUGGACAUGUGUUUCAUUUUCCCUGUUUAAUGAACUGGAUAGAAAGAUCCAAAAGUUGCCCGCAAUGCAGAGGUAGAGUAACUGAAAAAACAAUUCACAAAGUUUUCUUUAACAUUGGUAAUACAGAUAUUACUGAGGAUUCUGCUACACUGUCAUUCAAAUUAGAAAAUGCUAAUUUUGCUUUGACCUUAAAAGAAAGGGAAAUAAAAAACUUACAGGAAGCCAAAAAGAAAAUUAAAGAACGUAACAAAUUAUUAAGUGAAGAAGUAAUUAAGUUAGAACAAAAUGAAAGAAAUAUGGAGUCUACUUUGCUUGCUUUUAAAUCACAAAUAUCUUUCUUUAAGACAAAAUCAAAAGAAACGGACAAACUAUCAGAUGAAAUUGUAAGAUUAAAAAACAAAAUAAAAAAUAUGGAACAUUUGGAAACUGUUAUAGAAGGAACCAGGGAACAAGUCUAUGAUAUCUUGAGGGAUGAACGAGAUGCUGAGGCAUUAGCAAUACUGGCAGCAUCACUUAAAAAAGCACUUCUUGAUUCCGAGAAAAAAGCAAGAGACUUUGAGUUUAAUCUAAAGAGAGCAAAAAACGAAAUAAAUAAACAGAAAAAAGAAAAAGCAAUUCAGGACGGCGAAAUGGCAACAUUAAGGCGAGAACUUCAGCAAUUGAAAUUGAAAUUUGACAGAGAAAAAGAUAUUUUGCGGCGGAGACUGAACGCUUUAAAAACUAACGCUAAUCAAAAUAACAUUAUCCUUGCUAAUCCUGAUGCAGAUUCAGAAACGUUAUUAUCACACGAUAACAAUUCAUCACAUCAUGAAAAUGAAAAAUCUUACAAUCAGGAAGAUACAUCACUUGCAAACGCAACAAUGUCUGUCGCAGAGCGUGUACAAGAGAUCGUCAAUACAUCUUCACCGUACCUACCUGUAAAAUCAAACUAUGGAAAUCUCUUAGAGACAGUAUUUCAAGGCCCUAGCGUUUCAUCAAACACAUAUUCAGCCCCCACUGUAGAUAAAGUAACAGAACGGGUAGAAACUGCAAAAUCAAACUAUGGGCAUCUUUUAGAAUCACUGUAUGAUGGUCCUAGUGCUUCAAAUAAACCCUCAAGUACCUGUACAAAUAAAGGAUAUUCAAUAUUUAAGACGAGCCAAAAGCAAUUGGUAGAUGGAAGUAAAAAGGCCAAACAUGAUGACGACAUCGACUAUGAUGGCUUGGGCGGAACAAGCAAGAGAGAUAUUUUUCCUUCUCCAAAAAAGCAACAAACUGGCAUGAAGAGAACGAAGUCGGGAUCUUCGAUUUCAUCUAAUAAAUUUAAAAAGUUGGCUCCGCUCGGUGGUGCAGCUAAACUUACACAGUUUUUCCCGAAUAAUCAGUGAUAUUUUUUGAUAUUUUUUAAAUUGAUUGAUUUUUUUCAACAUAUUUAUUUUUGUAAGCAUGUUACCGUUAAUAUUAAUAAAAUUUUACCUUUG